Messenger RNA from Triticum aestivum (bread wheat), 1100 nucleotides. RefSeq lists its product as uncharacterized. Bases 265 to 1038 code for a protein of 257 amino acids. NCBI's taxonomy places the organism in Eukaryota, Viridiplantae, Streptophyta, Magnoliopsida, Poales, Poaceae. The record is from RefSeq and is a predicted model, not a curated record. The transcript has 5 exons.
CCAAGGGAAAGGGGCCCCAAUUUGGGAAAAGGUCUGGAAAGGAUCACUCAACGCCGGCGGGGCAAACUGCCGCUUGUCAUUCCAGAAGGGAAGUUAAGUCCGGAGGCACCUCUUCUUGCUGCAAAGUUCGCAACUGAAUGCAACAUCACAGUUAGACACCAUAUGCCCGUGUUUAAGCGCUAAAAGGAUUACAAGGACCCAGAUGGACAUGUUCGAGAUGGGAUCUUCAGGAACUUUGUAGGAAAAGUUGGUAACAAGUUUCAGAUGGACGUUGAUGCUGUGCCAGUUAGGAAGGCUUGUACUAAAAUGCUGAAACGUGCCACUCGCCAACAACGAUGCAGGCUCAAGAAAGAGUAUUUUGACCCUCACCCACUCCAUUUUGUGACAAGAACAUCUCCUGUCCCCUCGAUGACCGAUGAGCAGUGGAAUGAGCUAGUGGAAAGCUGGAAGGAUCCCAAAAAGAUGGGGAUAUGUGAAACUAACAAAAAUAAUCGAGCUCAAGUUAAGUUUCACCAAACCACUGGCUCGAGCAGCUACCCUGUGCACUGUGAUAAUCUGGGAGACAAAUACAAAGAUAAAGAACCCAUUGCAUUGGAUUUGUUCAAGGAGUGCCACUACAGCAAGAAAAAGAAAAGCUACACCGAUGUUGUCCAAGGUGCAAGUACCGAGAUGGAAAACAAGGCCUCUCAGCCUAUAGAAGAUGGACAAGAAUCAAACUCUACGAGCAAGGCUAUAGCUGAAGUGCUUGCUAACCACACUAAGAAGCCAAGGUUUCUUCAGCAUGUGGGGAUCCAGCAUGUCCAUGCGAGAUCUAGCGAUAGCAACUCUCAAGCAGAAUUGGCAAAGAGGGGCAAUGUCGAGCUUCGGGCACUUGUUGACACCUUGACCAAGCAGUUGAAGGAGUCCGAAGAAGCAAGGAUCAGGCAAGACGAGGAGCACAGGAAGAGAGAUGAGGAGAACAGGAAGAAGCAAGCUGAGAUGGAUGCAAAACUAGACUUUUUGCUAAGUCAGUUGCAAGCAAGAUCAACUCAAGGGUAAGUUGUUUGUCCAAGAUCAGCCGUCGUCUCUACUUGAUACAUGGAAGCUAUGUGAAUGUGAUA